GUUGAGUUUCAAACCGAGUCACUGGUUUCUCCUAGUUAAGAUAAAGAGCUUUGCGUGGUUAACGAUGAAGAUGGCAUAGCCUGCGUUUACAUUCCGUAACUUGAAGGUAUGACAGUUACAGAAGCCACGAGGACUCGUGGCACCUGGAAAUGUGUGCCCACAAAAAGGAAAUCUCUCCUUCUUUAAAAGUAGGAAGGAAUCUUUUCACACCAAAAUGGGUAUGUUCUGCUCAGUUAUCAAGUUUGAAAAUCUCCAAGAAUUAAAGAGACUGUGUCACUGGGGGCCCCUCAUAGCCCUUGGUGUUAUAGCGAUAUGUUCUACAGUGGCCAUGAUCGACUCUGUGUUGUGGUAUUGGCCCUUACAUACAACUGGAGGAAGCGUGAAUUUCAUCAUGUUGAUAAAUUGGACAAUCAUGAUUCUUUAUAAUUACUUCAAUGCCAUGUUUGUAGGACCUGGCUUUGUCCCUCUAGGAUGGAAACCGGAAAAUUCUCAGGAUAGCAUGUAUCUGCAGUAUUGUAAAGUCUGCCAAGCGUACAAGGCGCCCCGCUCGCAUCACUGCAGAAAGUGCAAUAGAUGUGUGAUGAAGAUGGACCAUCACUGUCCUUGGAUCAACAACUGUUGUGGCUACAGAAAUCAUGCUUCAUUCACGCUGUUUCUCCUGUUAGCCCCACUGGGCUGUAUUCAUGCUGCUUGUAUUUUCACUAUGACCAUGUACACACAGCUGUACAAUCGGCUGUCCUUUGGGUGGAACACGGUCAAGAUCGACAUGAGCGCAGCCCGGAGGGACCCACUUCCAAUUGUUCCUUUUGGAUUAGCUGCCUUUGCCGCCACCUUGUUUGCCUUGGGAUUAGCUAUCGGAACAACCAUAGCUGUUGGAAUGCUGUUUUUUAUCCAGAUGAAAAUAAUUCUCAGAAACAAAACUUCUAUUGAAUCAUGGAUUGAAGAGAAGGCUAAAGAUCGAAUUCAGUAUUAUCAGCUGGAUGAAGUGUUUCUUUUUCCUUAUGAUUUGGGAAGUAGAUGGAAGAACUUUAAACAGGUAUUUACGUGGUCAGGAGUCCCUGAAGGAGAUGGACUGGAGUGGCCAAUAAGAGCAGGCUGUCACCAGUACAGCUUAACAAUAGAACAGCUGAAACAAAAAGCAGAUAAGAGAGUCAGAAGUGUUCGCUACAAAGUCAUAGAAGAUUACAGUGGAGCCUGCUGUCCUGUGAAUAAAGGAAUCAAAACCUUCUUUACAAGCCCUUGUACGGAAGAACCUCGCAUAAGGCUACAGAAAGGGGAGCUCAUUUUAGCCACACGAGGCUUACGAUACUGGUUGUAUGGAGACAAAAUUCUUGACGAUUCGUUUAUAGAAGGUGUUUCAAGAAUAAGGGGAUGGUUCCCUCGGAAGUGCGUGGAGAAGUUUCCCUGUGAUGCCGAAACCCAUCAAGCUCCAGAGGGCGAGAAGAAAAACAGAUAGUCCCAUUGAAAGUAAAGUCAUCUCCAAGCCCCCUCCAUUACUUGAAAAUUGUACAUAUUACUAAAGAAUUAUGCAAUGAACCCAUUCUGGUUAAAGUGUUCUUUUCUUCCAAGGUGCCCUAGUGCCAUGAUUUAAACAUUUGUAUGACCAUUUUGAAAUGGAGAAGCCAUUCUCGCUCUACCUUUGAAUUCCUCCCCUCUUUGUCACCUUUCCCUCCUGUGCAAGGGGAAGCUCUCGGCGCAGUAAGUUCACUCACUGCGCUUUCUCUCGAGUUCUCUUGUACGCUGCGCACUGUGGGCCUCACCUGCAGACACAGUGCCCCUUGCCAGGAGUGUCUACAUAGGAUGCUUUUACUCUUCCCUCCCCCUCAGCUGAUGACUUCUGAUUCCAGACUAGAGAAUUUAAGUUGUCAGAUUCAAUAGAAGUGCAAAUUUUGUUACCUGUCUUUUAAUAAUGCAGAUUUUGUCAAAUCAAAUAAAGAUCAAUGGAUGUUCUGUAUAAA
Molecule: messenger RNA, 1958 nt
Organism: Chrysochloris asiatica (Cape golden mole)
Lineage: Eukaryota; Metazoa; Chordata; Mammalia; Afrosoricida; Chrysochloridae
Gene: ZDHHC6
Product: zinc finger, DHHC-type containing 6
Exons: 10
Coding region: 215-1456 (413 amino acids)
Biological process (GO): protein palmitoylation
Cellular component (GO): Golgi apparatus
Molecular function (GO): palmitoyltransferase activity; protein binding
Source: RefSeq, a predicted model, not a curated record